Molecule: messenger RNA, 3542 nt
Organism: Triticum aestivum (bread wheat)
Lineage: Eukaryota; Viridiplantae; Streptophyta; Magnoliopsida; Poales; Poaceae
Product: LEAF RUST 10 DISEASE-RESISTANCE proteinUS RECEPTOR-LIKE PROTEIN KINASE-like 1.2
Exons: 5
Coding region: 1187-3301 (704 amino acids)
Biological process (GO): protein phosphorylation
Molecular function (GO): protein kinase activity; polysaccharide binding; ATP binding
Source: RefSeq, a predicted model, not a curated record
CAGAAAAACACAUAGCGUGUGCGUGACAACCGAGAUUUGUGAAGCGGUGCCCACCUGAUUUGACAAGUCGGGCUAGGGUUUUCAGUUAGGUUCAAAGUGGAAGAAUAAGCACAAUGAUGUCUCCAGUGAGGGACGUGAUGUCCGCGAGUGUCACUGUCAUCAGAGUUCGUCGUCAAGACGCACUUUUGCUUGGUCCACAUCUUCCCACGCGUAGUAGCCGCAUCACAUCCAUUUUUGUGGAACCACCAUCCUAGAGACCACCAUAGGCCGGACCCAAAAAACCUCUAGAUUAUACCUAUGAGCCCAUCCAUCUCCUUCCAUCAACUCACCCACCUUACGGUCGAGAAGAACGGCAUCGUCCGUGAGCACCGCCUACAAAGGCGAAUAUGACAAUUCGCCAAUCGCUAGACAAGGGCGCCGCCCUGGCUACCGUGCCAUCGUCGUCGUCGGUAAGCCACCACAGUGGGAGGAUGAUGAGAGCCCCACCGAUGUCAUCCACCAUAAGUCCAAAGACCAGGUAGAGCUUGUGUUGUCACCAUUUACCACGAGGCUUCGGGAGGUGGCUAGGGUUGAAAGAAGGAGUAGAGGCGACCAGCACUUAUCGGUUACACCGAAUCAAUUCGAAAGUCUAUUGAAGAUUCACUUUGGAAGUUUAUUAGAACCAUUUGAGUUUUUUCUUGUAACUAGAAUAGUUUAUGGAUCAUUUGAAUUUCAAAGAUUUUCGUAAUCAUGACAGCGUUGCAUAGCGUGUGAGAAGAGAAAAUGGAAAGGUCAGGCGAACGGUUGGGAUGUCCACGUGGCCGAAGAGAGUGUGCAUACCCACCUUCAUAGACGUGCAGGUGCAGAAUCGUCCCGAAAGACAACCAAAUCUUUCUAGAUAAAACGCCAAAUUAUAUCAUAAUAUAUAGACCACGAGCAUAUUUCCUUGGACUGGCAACAAAAAAGAACCCACUGUCGAGUCGCGACUCAGCUACGGGGAGGAGACUUGACACAGCUGCGGCAAGCUGGCGCGUCGCAACUGCCACAGCCUUCCCGUCAACUGUCACGGUGCCGUACGUCCUGCACUGCCCACCCAACCGGCCAACCCCCUCACCCGAACCCCGCCAAGCCGGCUUAUAACCAGGAGGCAGGCAACCAACCGCGCAUAAACCGGCCUCGCUCGAGCCAACCAGAGAAGAAACUGGCCAUGCCUCCCCUCUGCCGCCCCCGCCACGGCCAUGUCAUCGUCCUGCUCGUCGUCCUCCUCGCCGGCGCUUCCCAUGGCGAUCCAGCCGACCGCCCGACGUGCCAGCUCGAGCCGCUCACCUGCGGCGAUCUCACUGUCCAGUACCCCUUCCAUCUUUACAACGGGACAGAGGAGGCAGUGCCGGCGUACGGCGAGCCGCAGUCGUCGUACUGCGGCUACGCCGGCCUGGCCAUCCUCUGCGACGACGACAAGCCCACCCUCCUCCUCGGGGGCCACGACUACACGGUGUCGGGCAUCAACUACACCAGCCUCACCGUCUCCCUCGCCGACGCCGAUGCGCUCGGCGACGACACCUGCCCCAUGGUCGAUCACAACGUGACCGUCCCGAAGCAGUUCCAUCUGCCCACCUCCACCGUCGCCUACCUCUUCUUCUUCCUCAACUGCACCUUCCCGCCGGAAGCUGAUUUCCCUCCCAAUCCCAAGCCAUUGCGCAAGCCGCCGAGCAUCAAGCCGGUCACCUGCAGAACAACCAAAGAAGAGCCUGCCGCCAUGUCCUUCGUGCUGCCGGAGCGCGAGAUCCCCCCCAAGGACUGGUGGCAGGCGUGCCGGUCAGUCUACGCAGCCCCGGUGCUCAAGGACGCCCUCCCGGCCGACGCGAAGGACCCCGGAUGGAGGGAGGACGGGUACGCGAAGGCUCUCCGCGGCGGGUUCCAGGUGGGCUGGGACCGGAGCUCCGGCCCGUGCGGCCAGUGCGAGCAAUCCGGCGGCAAGUGCGGCUACAACCGCGCCGCCGGGUUCCUGGGCUGCUUCUGCGCCAAUGGCGGCCUGGUGGUGGGCAACGCCGCCGGCUGCAGCAAGAUAUCCGACACCACCGCGCCAUUGCCCGAAUCGAAGAGGAAAUAUAAGAUGAUCAUAGCAGGUUCAGUGGCCGGUGCCGCAGUCUUUAUUGCUCUUGCCGCUGUAGCCGUCUUGUUCAUUCGCAAGAGAAGGCAGAGGAAGGUCGUGAACUCGUCUUCGAAGCUCCUCAAGUACAGGUACAGCGGCUCCGGCGGGACCCCGACGCGCUCCAGGGGCGGCGACAUGGAGUCCGGCAGCUCCCAGGACAUGGGCAACCGGUUCAGCUACGAGGAGCUCGAGGAGGCCACCGAUUCCUUCAACGAGAACAGAGAGCUCGGCGACGGCGGCUUCGGCACCGUCUACAAAGGUUACCUUGGGGACGGGCGGGUGGUGGCGGUGAAGCGGCUGUACAACAACAGCUACCGGCGCGUGGAGCAGUUCGUGAACGAGGCGGCGAUCCUGGCCCGGCUGCGGCACCCGAACCUGGUCAUGUUCUACGGGUGCACCUCCAAGGAGAGCCGUGAGCUGCUCCUGGUCUACGAGUUCGUCCAGAACGGCACGGUGGCCGACCACCUGCACGGGCCCCGCGCGGCGGAGCGCGCCCUGCCGUGGCCGCUCCGCCUCAGCAUCGCCGUGGAGUCCGCGGCGGCGCUGACCUACCUCCACGCCAUCGAGCCGCCCAUCGUGCACCGCGACGUCAAGACCAACAACAUCCUCCUCGACACCGACUUCCACGUCAAGGUCGCCGACUUCGGCCUCUCCCGCCUCUUCCCGCUCGACGCCACGCAUGUCUCCACCGCCCCCCAGGGCACCCCAGGGUACGUGGACCCGGAGUACCACCAGUGCUACCAGCUGACGGACAAGAGCGACGUGUACAGCUUCGGCGUGGUGCUGGUGGAGCUCAUCUCGUCCAAGCCCGCCGUGGACAUCACCCGGCAGAGGAACGAGAUCAACCUGGCCGGCAUGGCCAUCAGCAAGAUCCAGAAGUGCCGGCUGGAGGAGCUGGUGGACGUGGAGCUCGGCUACGAGUCGGACCCGGCGGCGAGGAAGAUGAUGACCAUGGUGGCGGAGCUGGCGUUCCGGUGCCUGCAGCAGAACGGCGAGAUGCGCCCGCCGAUCAGGGAGGUGCUGGACGUGCUCAGGGCCAUCCAGGACGAAUGCCUGGGUCACAAAGACGGUGGAGGCAAAGGCAAGAAGGACUUUGCCGAGCCCUUCUCCCCCAACACGGUGCACGCUCCCUGGGACAGCACGACCACCACCCCUAACACCAGCCAGUAGUAGUAGUAUUAGGUCAGUGUUUGCGACCGGCCGAGUUUUACUUCAUCACUGUUGAGAGAUUUGCUUGCCGUGUAUGAGGAGCGAUCCGACGAUUCUUUUUUGUCCCUUUCAGGUGAUGUAAAUAUGUGAUUGGUUUUUUAAACUGCCACAGUAGAGACAGUACUGUACAUAUUGCAUACGUACAUUGGAGUGGUGUGCUGAACUGGUUAUAUGAUACAUAUGAUUACAUAGGUUUUUACCA